UCUUGGGAGAUAGACUAGGAAGAAGUGGUUGUAGCUUUAACAAAAAGAAAGUAUGCAAGCAUGAUGUUGAUAAUAUAUACAGAGAUGUGAGUGGGACUAUAGAACAUGGGUGCGUUGAUGGCGGAUUUGAUUAUCAAACCAAAAGGUUCAACUUUUUCAUCCUUUCUCUUGCUUGGAUUGCCCCUUUAUAAUAUCUCCAUCCAAAUUGUACCUUUCUUUAUCUUAUAAACCCACUUCCUGUCUCCUUUUCUCUCUGCACCAACUUACCACAAGUCCUAGCAGGCAAAACUGAUCAUCACCAUCAACCGAGCUUGUGGUUUUUUGCAGGUUCCAGGGCAAAUGGAUGAUAGCCAGAGUAGGGUUCAUGAUCUGAAAGUGGAUGUCCCAAUGGAUCAUAAUCAUCAACAACCAUCAGCUGAUCAUCAUACAAGUUCUUCAUCCACAAAGCUUCAAGCUUCACCAAUUGGCUGCAGGCAGCCAAGUAGCAGCAGCAGUUGUAGUACCAAGAACUCAGCAGCUUGUUUGUGCUCACCAACUUCGCAUGCUGGCUCGUUCCGCUGCAGGCUUCACCGAUCCCCAUCUUCCAUUCAAAGAACCAAAAGCAUGGAUUCUUCUUCUUCUUCAAACCAACACAGUUGAACAUCAUCAAAGGUCACAAUAAAGAAAGCUUGUUGCUUUUUGGAGAGUCUGAUGACAAGGGUUCUUAAAUUUCUUCCCUGUUUGUGCUCUUGAUCAAGGGUUUUGGUCUAUUAUGUGAAUCUUUUACUUUUAUCCCUUUGUUUAUCCAGAUUUAUGAGGAGUCCUGCCAGUGUAUUGGUCAGGACCAGUGUAACUAGAUUUGAAUUGGAGUGUCCCACAUGCUAGGAAUGUAUAUAUCUGUUCCGAGUGAAUGAAUUAUGAACAAUGAG
Linum trigynum is the source of this 908-nucleotide messenger RNA. Lineage: Eukaryota; Viridiplantae; Streptophyta; Magnoliopsida; Malpighiales; Linaceae. The record is from the annotation of a GenBank genome assembly.